AUGUCACCGCCGCCGGCCUAUGGAUCGCUGCGCCUCAAGUCCAAGACAGGUUGCCUCACAUGCCGAGCUCGCCGCAAGAAGUGCGACGAACAGCAUCCCACGUGCUUUGGCUGUCAGCGCAACCAUCUCAUCUGCACCUGGCCAUCAUCUGCCACUCAGAACACCAAAUCAGCAAACACGUCAGAUAGCGUGCCGCGCGAGGCGGCCCCGCCUCGUCGUCCUGUCGUAGGAUUGAGCAAGGGAGCACGCGGUGGCGGCGGCAACGGCAGCGGCACGACCACACAGCAAGUCGUUACACCAGACAAAAAACAAAUGCGGUAUUUGCUUCCCCUACCUUGCACUGAUGUAUAUCCGGCCCUCGGAAAUGGCAUGCCUGGGCUGCGAAACGAGAGCGAAAAGCACAUCUUUGAUCAUUACAUCAAGGUAACGGCUACGGAAAUAGCCGGCCGCAUAGUACCCAUCAACCCUUUUGUAAGCUAUCUUUUGCCCGUGGCGUACCAGGAUACGCGAGUUGUCGGGUGUUUGUUAGCAUUGAGUGGAGCCCAUCUGCGUGGCUACAAGGGUGAUCGGUUCGAGCAUGAUGCACGAUCCUACUACGCAGUGACACUACGCAGCGUCAAGCAUGGGCUCCUCGACUGGAAGGAGUCUAGCACUCAGAACCUCAUUAGCCUCCUCAUCGUCAUGUUGGCUAUGUGUUGGUUUGAGAGCCUAUCCAGUGAAAUGAAUGGCAGUGUCUACCACCACCUCCGUGCUAGCCGCACUGUGUUACUCGAGCUUAGAGGUCGUCACAGUAGCCACGGGCCAUUACUGGAAUUUCUCACAGAAAUCUAUGCCUUCUUGGCCAUCAACUCGAACCUGACUCUCAAUACGGAUUUUGCCGUUAGUCGCCACAUUCCAUAUGAUGACUUCUUGUCACCAGAAGCGCUUAAUUCACUCAACUGGGGCACCGAAUCACAUGGAGUACUAUUGGGGUCGUGCCAUGAGUUGCUUGGUCUCAUCAUGCCCAUAGCAGAGUCGGCACGGCAACAUGUGCGUGAGCCAGAUCCUGUUAGGAAAGCCGAAGACAAGCGCCACUUCGAAAGAUUGAUCAAAGCCUGGAAGCCCAGUCCCUCGUUGUUGAUCAAAGACGAUCCCGACGAGCGGAUAGCUGGUCAAAUCCAACAGCAAGUCCUGUUGAUCUUCCUUCACACGAUGUUCCACGGCAACGAGAGGCCUACUGCUUCCCUUAUGCAAACAGUGGACGAUAUCCUCGACCAAAUGAUCGAAAUUGCGUCCAAAUUUUCGCCUAAAUCGCGCGUCCACUCGACCAUGAACUGGGGUGCGCGUAUCGUAGGUUCGGUUUGCCGCAAAACUCGACACCGCGAGAUGAUGAGAGCACAAAUGAACACUGCCCCAGAGAACAAGCCAAGGGUAAAACCAACAUGGGCUUUUCUCGAAGACCUGUGGGUCGAGAUGGACAAGGAUGAAGGUGUAUAUGGUCCACGUGGCAUCGAGAUAAUGAUGCGAAAACGAAACAUAAAUCUCGGCUGUGCUUGA
Bipolaris victoriae FI3 is the source of this 1536-nucleotide messenger RNA. RefSeq lists its product as hypothetical. Gene Ontology annotation, biological process: positive regulation of transcription by RNA polymerase II. The record is from RefSeq and is a predicted model, not a curated record. The transcript has 3 exons. Bases 1 to 1536 code for a protein of 511 amino acids. Gene Ontology annotation, cellular component: nucleus. Gene Ontology annotation, molecular function: transcription cis-regulatory region binding; DNA-binding transcription factor activity, RNA polymerase II-specific; zinc ion binding. NCBI's taxonomy places the organism in Eukaryota, Fungi, Ascomycota, Dothideomycetes, Pleosporales, Pleosporaceae.